GUAUUAAUGCUGAAACUUUGAUCGUGCCCUGUUCUCUUUCCUUGGAAGGUUGGAAUCCAUACCAAGGCAUGGUUUAUCGCUGGGAUAUUUCUACUAAUGACUAUCCCCAUUUCUCUCUGGGGAAUACUACAGCACUUGGUUCAUUACACUCAACCUGAAUUACAGAAACCAAUUAUAAGGAUUCUAUGGAUGGUGCCGAUUUACAGCUUAGACAGUUGGAUAGCUUUGAAAUACCCCAACAUUGCGAUAUAUGUGGAUACAUGUCGAGAGUGCUAUGAAGCCUAUGUCAUCUAUAAUUUUAUGGUUUUUCUUUCAAAUUACCUAACCAACCGUUAUCCAAACCUGGUAUUAAUAAUAGAAGCCAAAGAUCAGCAGAGACAUCUGCCUCCCCUGUGUUGUUGUCCAUCAUGGGCUAUGGGAGAAGUUCUGUUAUUUAGAUGUAAACUGGGUGUUUUGCAGUACACUGUUGUCAGACCAUUUACUACCAUUAUUGCUUUAAUUUGUGAGCUGGUGGGAGUAUAUGAUGAAGGAAACUUCAGCUUCAACAAUGCUUGGACUUACUUGGUUAUACUUAACAACAUGUCGCAGCUAUUUGCUAUGUAUUGUCUAGUGCUGUUUUACAAAGUGCUACGUGAAGAAUUGAACCCUAUCCAGCCUGUUGGCAAGUUCCUUUGUGUGAAGAUGGUAGUUUUUGUUUCUUUCUGGCAAGCGGUUCUCAUUGCCUUGCUGGUGAAAGUCGGCGUUAUCUCCGAGAAGCGCACCUGGGAAUGGCAAAGCGUGGAAGCUGUGGCUACAGGCCUGCAGGAUUUUAUCAUCUGUGUCGAGAUGUUCCUGGCUGCUAUUGCUCAUCACUACAGUUUUUCCUAUAAACCUUAUGUUCAGGAAGCUGAAGAAGGGUCCUGCUUUGACUCCUUUCUUGCAAUGUGGGAUAUUUCUGAUCUAAGGGCAGAUAUAUCAGAACAAGUUCGAAAUGUUGGAAGAACAGUUCUGGGCCAGCCAAGGAAAAUGUUUUUUGCUGAGGACCAUGAACAGAAUGAGCAUACGAGUUUACUGUCUUCAUCUACUCAAGAUCCCAUUUCCGAUGCGUCUUCAAUGCCCUCCUCCCCCAUGGGUCAUUACCAGGGCUUUGGACACACCGUGACCCCUCUCACAACCCCCACAACAGUGCCCGUCAGUGACGGUAUCUGUAACACAGCGGAGGCGCCAGACCUGCAGCCCAGCUCGUCGGAGAGAGCGCUGGACACAAGCUAAGCUCCCUCCUUGGAGUGGGGCCAGGAGCCUCCGGUGCCCUCACCCCACAUGUCCUUUCCCCUGAACUAUUGCUGGGGAAGGUAUGAGUAGCUGGGAAGAGCUGCCACGAGGGUGGGAAGAGGAUGUGGCUGUAACUGCUCCAUUACCUCUGAAUUCAGAAUGGAGGAGCUCUGGUCCCCCUCAAGGUAAAACACGCACACUGUAAAUUGUGGUGCAGAUUUGCAAAUCACAUCCUGAGACUGCUGAUCUUUUACACACCUAUGUUGUAUGAAAAGAUGAGCAUACUGAAUGAAAUUGAUUUCUAUUAAUACAAAAGACACUUGGAAAAAUGCUUUGCUCUUCUACUACAUGAAGUAUUAGUGAUGAGGAUAAAAAUAAUUUCCAGAACACUAAAGGAUAAAAUACAGUUGGUCUUAGCUUUGAUUGACCUCUUACAAUGGUAACUUCCAUAUUCCAGCAGGCAGUAGAGUAGGGAAGAAACACAGGAACUAUUUUCUUCUCUCUCCCGCUCAGCUAACUGCACCUCCUUUCAGGAAGGUAAUUAAUACAGAAUAUCAGGAAGGAAUCUGGACUAACAAAGCCUUCCCUCCACACAUUGCUGUAAAGGCCCCUGCCCAGCACAUGAAGGCUCCAGCGCUGUUGUCCUUGGAGCUCGUAUUUUCCUGCUAGGUCAUUCAGGCAGGAAGAUGCGUUUUGGAAGUAUAUCUUCCAGUUGGCUUCUUUCUAAAUAGAGAAUAAUGGUUACAGCCUCAAAGAUGAGGAAAAACUGAAGGAUAUCAAAAUGGAAAUAACAUCAAAGCUGACAUUUUGUUUGGGGUUGCAAUAAAUUCUUUACCAUUAAGAUGACUUCUUUAAGCUAAUAAAGCAGGCUGUCUUACCACUGCCUUUGUAGCAAUUUGUAUUCAUAAAUUUGUGUAUGUGUGGGUAUUGUACUAUGCUUCUGGUAUAGCCUGAACUCAAAUGUUAGAGUUGAUUUUUUUUUUUUAAUUAUUAUUUAUUUUUUGCCCCCUUUCUAGGGAGGAAGAGACAUUUGCCCUGGUAGAAUUAAGUAGCUAGUCUAAUACUGUUACUAGCAUUAGGUUUCAGACCAGUAAAAAGUACACUUUUAUCAAACAGUUACUGUUUUGCAAAACGGAGAAAAUGAGGGGUAUUAUUUUUUUUAUCACUUUAACAGACUUCAAUUAGUAUUGCAUGUUUGCAAUCUGACUAAAACCAACCUAGCGCACUGAUGCUUUAAGUGAAACCUGCAAUUUCCUUUUCAGCAUUAUUGCCAUUUACUCUGUAAAUGUUUAAGUUCCGAUUGUUCUGGUGAACUCAUCUGAAGUGCUUUUUGCAGUACUAGUGUGAUGUAAAUAUUGCGCCUUACUCACUAGGCUGCAUCUUUUAUAGUUGACUAUGUAUGUGCUGUAUCUCAAGGUAGUGAGGAAGUGCAAAUCAUA
Nothoprocta perdicaria is the source of this 2690-nucleotide messenger RNA. It is a transcript of the gene TMEM184C, whose product is annotated as transmembrane protein 184C. The record is from RefSeq and is a predicted model, not a curated record. The transcript is spliced from 9 exons. Gene Ontology annotation, molecular function: transporter activity. NCBI's taxonomy places the organism in Eukaryota, Metazoa, Chordata, Aves, Tinamiformes, Tinamidae. Bases 97 to 1251 code for a protein of 384 amino acids. Gene Ontology annotation, biological process: transport.